AUGGAAAAGAAGCUCAAAAAGCUGCUUCAGAAUGCGACACGCGUUGCACCAAAAAUCUCAAAGAAAGGUGAACUUUUCGAACUGAAAAAUGGCCUCGUCUCCCCAUACCCUCAAACACGUAAAGAUGCCAUAAAGAAGACGAUCCAGCAGAUGACGCUGGGAAAAGAUGUGUCGUCUCUUUUUCCUGACAUUCUCAAAAACAUUGCUGCAUCCGAUGUGGAACAGAAAAAACUGGUGUACUUAUAUGUGAUGAACUACGCGGAAACGCAUCCAGAACUGUGCAUUUUGGCAGUCAACACAUUUGUGAGCGAUGCCCAAGAUAGUAACCCGCUCGUUCGAUGUAUGGCUAUCAGAACGAUGUCAAUGAUCAGGGUUGAUAAAAUUUUGGAAUACGUGGAAAUCCCUCUUCGAAAAACGCUACAGGACGACAAUCCCUACGUUCGUAAAACGGCGGUGAUAUGCGUUGCGAAACUAUUUGCGCUCAACAAGGAGUUAUGCCAGGAACUGGGCGUUCUUGAAGAUCUAGUUUCUGCUUUGGAGGACUCCAAUCCGAUGGUCGUGGCAAACACCAUAGCGGCGCUCUCUGACAUCUACGAAGCAGACCCCACGGUCGUCCCGUUGCCGCUUCUCAUUCAAAAACACGUUUCCCAAUUUUUAUUAGCUCUCAAUGAGUGCACAGAAUGGGCUAGAAUCAUAAUUCUAGGUGCUUUGGCGGAAUAUAGCGCUCGAGACUCAAUCGAAGCGGAACAGAUCAUAGACAGGGUCACACCCCAUUUGCAACAUGUCAAUGCAGCCGUGGUCUUGGCCACAGUCAAAGUGGUUAUCAAAAACUUGCCUUUGAUACAGGCAAAUUCUGAAUCUUCAAUUUUCUCUAAAAUCUCUUCCGCUCUGGUAUCUUUGAUGUCAACCCCGCCAGAAAUGCAAUAUGUUGCGCUUCGCAAUAUAAGAAUAAUACUUCAAAAAUAUCCACAGCUGCUAACACGAGAACUCCGUAUAUUCUACGUGAAGUUCAACGAUCCGUUGUAUCUCAAAUUGGAGAAGAUCGACAUUUUAGUGAGGCUGGUGGAUCCUUCAAAUCUAAAGCAGUGUACGCUAUUACUAGCUGAGCUUAAGGAAUACGCAUUGGAGUUUGAGCCUGAGUUUGUUUCACGAGCGAUCAUUGCCUUAUCUCAACUGGGUGUGAAGUACUCGGAAAUCAAGUUUGUCCGCAAAGUGCUAGAUAUUCUGGUCGAAUUGUGCAAAACGCGCGAUACUUUCCAAGAUGACUGUUUAGUCGCGAUGUGCAACCUGCUCAGACACGCAGGCGCUGGCGAAGAAGAAAUGAUCACACAGGUGUGCUCAUUGGCCCAAGUUUGGGGCUCGGUGGAAUUGCUACUUCAGACAGACUACGCCAAGUGUAACUACAUAUGGCUGCUAGGUCAGUUCCCUGGAAAGUUCAGUAAUAUCCAGCAGAAGGUUCAGAGUCUUUUGGACUCCUUCACUCAGGAAGAAAGUCUGACUCAGAUGUCUCUUUUGAUCACUGUUGUCAAACUACAUGCUAUUCUUCCUGGCUCAGUUCUUCAAGAGCUUUUGAACUUGGCCACAACUAGUACUAAUGAAGUCGAUGUGCGGGACAUGGCCAUCAUGUAUUGGAGAUGCUUGUCCCUAGAGGACUCGAACGACGACCUCAUCAACCAGCUGUGUAACUCCACGUUGCCAGAGAUCUCGAACACUUUGGACACUUUCUCGCCUUCGUUACUGGAGACUUUGCUAAGGGAGCUAUCGCUUCUGAGCUCGAUCUAUUACAGGCCAGUUGCCACGAUGACCAAGUUCAAUGCCCAUAGAAACGAUCAUGUGAAGGGCAAACAGCUGGACGAGUUGAAGUUCAUGGCUAGAGAUGAGAUUAUUAGAAACAUGAAUGAGGACAACCUACUGGAUUUCGAUGACGAUUCGAAUUCUGCGAUCAAUGCGGGUGUAACAAACGGCUCUACGUUGAACGAUCUAAACGACCUCUUUGACUUUACACCAGUACCCGCUCAGCAGCAACCGCAAUCGAUGCCAGAGCAACCACUCGAAGAGUCCCUGCAUGAUCUCACGCUCAACAAACACGAAUCGCAUCCUGCUGCAAGUUCCAACAACACGCGUGAGCUACUAGAUCUGUUCUGA
Molecule: messenger RNA, 2145 nt
Organism: Lachancea sp. 'fantastica'
Lineage: Eukaryota; Fungi; Ascomycota; Saccharomycetes; Saccharomycetales; Saccharomycetaceae
Source: the annotation of a GenBank genome assembly